AUGACCCCACCCCAGGAGAAGCAGCCCAGAGUUACCGGACAUCGUGGUCAGCAGAAGCUGGGCCGGUGGCUGGAUGCUGCAGCUGCAGGGACUUUGCGCCUAGGAGGGCUCCUGUGGUGCUGUCUCAUUUUUUUAGGUUUAAUCUCCUUCCAAGCCUCUCCUUUUGUGUGGAGAUGGACAGGGAUGGCAGGAGGCUUGAGUUCCCUUGGCAACAUCACUGAGGUUGAUGCUGAUGAUUGGCUGCCCUGUAGAUAGGGCAGGCAGGGCUAGGUGAGCUCACUGGAAGUCUGUAGGGACAGCAAAGAACUCUUUGUCCCUUCCUCCAGGAGCCUCUGCCUGAACCAUGCAGCAGUUCUGGGGGCUUCUCUGUUGGCCCCUGCUGCUGGGAUGGAUGUUCUAGUGUGAUUGCUGGCCAGCAACUUCAGAAAACGGGGUUUCCCCUGGCCUGAGCCCUGUUUGGAGAAAGAAGCCUCCCAGUUUUUAGCCUAACGUUGAGGAAUUUUGGUUCCUGCUGUUUCUAUAAUUGCAAAACCCCAGCACAGGUAUAAGAGCUGAAUGCCAUGCUUGUGGGGGUAAGGGAGAAUCCUUUCUAAAUGCCUCCUGUGAAUCCUCCUUACAGAUCUGCAGGUGUCAUGAGGCCUGGAGCAACCAGGGCUACCCUUACACCCCAUAGAGUUGGAUGUUCCUCUUAGGAGACUGUUAAAAGUUGUCAUUUAUUGAGUGUUUAUUGGAUGUCAGGCACUGUAUUGUAUAGCUUCCCCAUUUUGCAAAUGAGGAAACAGGCCUGGAGGGGUAAGCAGCAUGCCUAAGAUUAUUGAACACAGAAAUGGCAGGAUUGGGAAUCAAACUUUCCUAAAUCUGAUGCUAAAACCCUUGUUCUUAACUAUUGUUGUCUUCCUGAUCUUUUAUAGCAGAGGCUUUCAAACUCAUUUCACUUCAACCCGCAAUAGGAAAUUCAUUUUACGUGUUCACAUACUAUAUCUGUAACAAUAUUUACAUAUUUAUAAAACAAACUUUUCAUAAAACAAUCUACACCUAUGUAUAUGAGGCACUCUGAUAUUUUCUGUUCUAUUAUUCCGUGUUUUCCAUUUCAUUCAGUUUAUGAAAAAUAUGUGUUGGUUGGGAGUCACUAAGAUAAUUUGAUGACCCACUAAUGAGUUGUGACUUCCUUUGGAAAAAUACUUCUUGUAAGAUGUGCAAAUACACUUGUCAAUGUUGUG
Messenger RNA from Ceratotherium simum simum (southern white rhinoceros), 1220 nucleotides. NCBI's taxonomy places the organism in Eukaryota, Metazoa, Chordata, Mammalia, Perissodactyla, Rhinocerotidae. The record is from RefSeq and is a predicted model, not a curated record.